UUAGAUAUUAUAAUUAACUUCUCCAUUCAAUAUUCAAUAUGACCAAAAAUACUACUAUAAGUUAAAAAAAAAUUAGUCCAUUAUUCCCAAUUUUCUACUCAAAUCUAUUUCUAUUUAACACUCUCAAUCAAACCCCUUAUUCUCUAUCACUCUCUUUCUUCAGAAAUGGCUUCAAAAUCCUCACUCAUUCUCUGUGUUCUUGCAAUCUGGACCUUUGAUUUAGCUCAAGGUGGUUCAUCAACCCAUCAUCAAGCUCCAACACCAUCAUUGGACUGCACAAAUCUUGUCUUAACGAUGGCUGAUUGUUUGUCUUUUGUAACAAACGGUAGCACAACAACAAAACCAGAAGGUAAUUGUUGUUCUGGUUUGAAAUCUGUUCUCAAAACUGCUCCUUCUUGUCUCUGCGAGGCGUUCAAGAGCAGUGCUCAGUUUGGUGUUGUCUUGAAUGUCACCAAAGCUACCUCUCUUCCUGCUGCAUGCAAAAUCUCUGCUCCUUCCGCUACUAAAUGUGGAUUGUCCGAAACUCCUACUUCCGCUCCUGCUCUUGCUCCUCUUGCUCCUGCUGGAGGACUCUCUCCACAAUCAUCUGCAACAUCUCCAACAUCUUCUGGUUCAUCAUCUUCAAGUUUGAAUGGUCCUGUAAAUGAGUUAUCUCCAGCACCAACACCAUCUCUAGGGAGCACAGCAACAGAACUAUUUGCAAUUUCAAUGAAAUCCCUACUUGUUUGCCUAUUGGUGGCUAUAAUAUCACUUUUUUAAAAUGAGUUUUCAUCUUUUCAUUUUGAGAUCAUAGAUGACAUGAGAGGGAUUCUUUUGAUGCUUUCUUUUGAGCUUUACCAUUAUAGUACUUCUUAUAUGUGUGACUUAUUAUAGUAGGUAAAAGUUCAUUCUAGGAAUGACUCAAACUUAUUUACAACUUGUACCCUCUUUAUAAUAUUAUUAUAUAUGGCUACAUAUAUUUAUAUAACAA
Lathyrus oleraceus (garden pea) is the source of this 970-nucleotide messenger RNA. RefSeq names its product non-specific lipid transfer protein GPI-anchored 31. The coding region runs from base 166 to 759 and encodes 197 amino acids. Lineage: Eukaryota; Viridiplantae; Streptophyta; Magnoliopsida; Fabales; Fabaceae. The transcript has 3 exons. The record is from RefSeq and is a predicted model, not a curated record. Gene Ontology annotation, molecular function: lipid binding. Gene Ontology annotation, biological process: lipid transport.